CGUUUAGUGAAUUUCAGGCCAAACAACCAAAUACUAUCUAGACAGAAUCUUUUGAACAGUACAACCUAGAAAGAAAAAAAAAUCCUCGUCUUGUUCAGUUCUUAAAUCCCAUAUUAUUGGGAAGACACUUCAUCCAAGUCCCUACUGUUUUUUUCUCUUUUCUUGCCUUGAUCUCCGUUUCUGUUCGUAAAUGUCAUUUACAUAUUCUUUCUAGGGUUUUUGGUAUACUUCACUCAAAUUGAGAUUUGUUGAUUGCGUAAGGCUUGUUCACCCUAUUUGAAGCAAGAAGUAUAAAGACAAUGCAAAAGGAAAACAUUUCCAAUGCUCCGUCAACCCCAUCUGGGAGACUGAGGCAUCGCAGGCGCUCACAUGAGACUCUUCUUGACCCGAAUAAAGCAAAUGGAGGCCAUUUACUUGUCAAUGACCAGAACAAAUAUAAGUCGAUGUUGAUCCGUGCAUACUCGUCUGUGUGGAUGAUUGGGGGCUUUGCAUUUGUCAUCUACAUGGGCCAUCUCUAUAUCUGGGCCAUGGUUGUUGUGAUCCAAAUCUUUAUGGCGAAGGAGUUAUUUUGUUUACUCAGAAAAGCUCAUGAAGAUAGCCACCUUCCAGGAUUUAGGCUUUUGAAUUGGCAUUUUUUCUUCACCGCAAUGUUAUUUGUCUAUGGCCGCAUCCUCAGUCAACAACUAGUCAACACCGUGACAUCUGAUAAAUUCUUAUACAAGCUUGUCAGCGGUCUCAUUAAGUAUCAAAUGUUCAUUUGUUAUUUCUUAUACAUUGCAGGAUUUAUGUGGUUCAUUCUUACCUUGAAGAAGAAGAUGUACAAGUAUCAGUUCGGCCAGUAUGCAUGGACACAUAUGAUUCUAAUUGUUGUGUUCACUCAGUCAGCUUUCACUGUUGCAAAUAUUUUUGAAGGAAUUUUCUGGUUUCUUUUGCCAGCAUCACUUAUUGUUAUCAACGACAUUGCUGCAUACAUAUUUGGUUUUUUCUUUGGGAAAACCCCUUUGAUCAAGCUAUCUCCAAAGAAAACCUGGGAGGGUUUUAUUGGUGCAUCUGUUACAACUAUACUGUCUGCAUUUGCACUAGCAAAUGUUAUGGGCCGUUUCCAGUGGCUUACAUGCCCUAGGAAGGAUUUAUCAACUGGCUGGCUUUACUGUGAUCCUGGUUCCCUAUAUAAGCCCGAUAUUUAUUCUUUGGCUGCGUGGCUUCCUGAAUGGUUUCCAUGGAAAGAGGUAUCUGUUUUGCCAGUGCAGUUUCAUGCUCUUUGUCUUGGUCUAUUUGCUUCAAUUAUAGCACCGUUUGGAGGUUUUUUCGCUAGUGGGUUCAAAAGAGCGUUUAAAAUCAAGGAUUUUGGCGAUAGUAUCCCUGGACAUGGUGGCAUUACAGAUAGGAUGGAUUGCCAGAUGGUGAUGGCUGUAUUUGCAUAUAUAUAUCAUCAGUCUUUUGUCGUACCUCAGAGCUUUUCUGCCGAGAUAAUCUUGGAUCAGAUAUUGAGAAACCUUAGUUACGAGGAACAACGGGCUUUAUAUAUGAAGCUAGGGCAGAUCUUUCUCGAGCGGCAAUUCGGUUGAUAUGAAAUGAAGCUUAGCUUAUUUCCCAUGUAACAGUAUAUCGAUUCUUUACUUGGCAUGUGGUUCAUGUGGUAUUGUCUUCUCAAGCUCAACAAUGUGUGAAGAUUUACGCCACAACCUGUAUUCGAAUCGAAUGAUGUAUAGUUUCCUCUUGCAGGCUCUCAGUUUAGAUUUAAGUUUGUAGUAUUAAGCUUGUAAUUUUGUUGUCAUGUUUUCAGAUAAUUUUUGGUCCAUGGAUAUUUUUUGGAGGACCUGUUGUAGCUUAGACUAUAUGAUUUGAUUAUUUUUUACUGAAUCAUGUUUAUGUAAUAUAUCUUUGCACAUCAUAUAUCGAUUGAUCUUUUUCCCA
Messenger RNA from Papaver somniferum (opium poppy), 1917 nucleotides. RefSeq names its product phosphatidate cytidylyltransferase 1-like. Gene Ontology annotation, cellular component: endoplasmic reticulum membrane. The transcript is spliced from 12 exons. NCBI's taxonomy places the organism in Eukaryota, Viridiplantae, Streptophyta, Magnoliopsida, Ranunculales, Papaveraceae. Bases 300 to 1568 code for a protein of 422 amino acids. Gene Ontology annotation, molecular function: phosphatidate cytidylyltransferase activity. The record is from RefSeq and is a predicted model, not a curated record.